AUGUCUCAAAAUCUCUUUGAUACAUUAACUGAAUCUUUAAUAUAUGGUAUUACUGGAGUAUUUCCAACUGGUUCAUUUACUCAAGUUGUCCAAGUUGGAAGUGGUAUGACUGGAUUUUUAAAUGUUAGUGUAAAUACAAUAAUUCGUUUAAUUAUUUUAUUGUUUCAUAGUAAAAUUGAUGCAGAUCAAUUAUCAUUUUAUAUGUAUACGAGUGUAUUAAUAAUCUUAGCUGGUUUGGCUAUAUUUAUGUUUGCUUAUCGUUUAAUAGAUAUUCCUUCAGUUAAUAUAAGAAUGAAUCAACAAAUGGUUUCAUUUAAACGGGAAAAUCCUGGUGAUAUUGUUGAAUUACAUCUUGUUGAAAAUGAACUUUCAUUUUGGGAAUUAACAAAAAAGUUUUAA
This is a messenger RNA of Rotaria sp. Silwood1, 399 nucleotides long. The record is from the annotation of a GenBank genome assembly. NCBI's taxonomy places the organism in Eukaryota, Metazoa, Rotifera, Eurotatoria, Philodinida, Philodinidae.